GCAGGUUCAUAUUCAUUUCUCUCGUCCUUCUCUCUGCCCUUCCCUCUUCAUCAAUGUCUUCAUCAUAAUCUGUCUUAUCCCUCGACCCCGAUCUUAUCUCGAAAGGACAGACACAGAAACAAUUUCUUUGUUCGCGAGACUCAAUCCUUGAUCCUGGCUAACGAACAACGCUGCGGGCUGUGCUUAACCGACCACCAUGCCCAUCUUCACAAACACCCCCGAGGCCAGGCUCGGCAGAGCCGACUCUAAAAACCCAUCAACAACAUGUCGCGGCAUCACGUCUGCCGGCCGGCCCUGUAGACGCCCCAACACUCUGCCUCAAAAUGGGAAAAUCAAGGUUAGCGACCCCAGCGAUGAACGCCUCUACUGUCACCAGCAUAAGGACCAGGCUCGCCUGGCUGCUGUCCAGUCGGCUCCGGGGUCCGGCCGGCCAGCCCAUGCCGCCAUCGCCGAGGAGCGCUCCAGUAUCGACACCUUGGCCGAGCGUUUGGGCUUAAUGAAGACCAAUUCGGCCCAAGUGCGGCCAUCUGCUCAACAUCAACGACCUCCACGACCGGCACAGCAGAAGAAGAGCUCAUCGCUUUGGUGCUGCUGCUUCAGUGUUCCCCUAGAUUUCGAGCUCGAGGAACAAGCUCCGCCGCCGCGACCACAGCCCAAGCCCGUGCAGCACGAUGGAUCCUCGCGACCCUCUCACCUGGCUCCCACAUCAGGUGUCUCCCCGCCAGCUGGCUCCAACGUUUCCCAGACGGCGCAAUUCAUGUCCCUGAUCCCGCACACCGCCCCCCCCGAGACAGCCUCCUUGUUGAUGAAGGAACUCGCCAAGGGCUUCUCUUCGGGCGACGAGGCUGGCUACAUUUACAUCUUCUGGCUCACGCCCGAAACCGACCCCGCGACACCGCCCCACGAGGCCGCCAAGGCCUUGCUCACCACCAACCCCCGAUCGCGAUCGACCUCCCGCGGGCGGGCGGCCAGCGACGCGCUGGAUCGGUACGCCACUUCUUACGAUGAUGAGCCCCGCAGUCGCGGCAGGGGCGGCGGCAGCGAGAAGAAGAAUAAGAAGAUCCUUCUCAAGAUCGGCCGCGCCAACAAUGUGCAGCGACGUUUGAACGAGUGGCAGCGCCAGUGCGGAUACAACAUUUCGUUGAUCAGAUACUACCCCUAUGUGUCGUCGUCCAGCACCAGCGACGUGAUGCGCAAGAUGCCACACAGCCACAAGGUCGAAAGGCUCAUCCAUAUCGAGCUGCAAGGGCGCGGGCUGAGGGUUAUGGACCGCGGCAAGUGCGCGUCGUGUGGGAAGGAGCAUAAAGAGUGGUUUGAGGUGGACAACACGAGGGCGGCGGUGGCAGAUAUUGAUGAGGUCGUGAGGCGGUGGUCGGAUUGGGACGAGACUCAGGCUUAGACGAUCGAUGGGUGAUGGUUGAUUUUCAGGAUUCUCAGGCUUCCAUGGAUGUGCGACGAAGUUGGGUUUUGGGUAUGUGACUGGCAUAUAACACGAUAUGACGCGACAUGGCACGGCACGGCAUUUGCAUUUGGCGUUACGGAUGGAUAUAUUCGUUGGUCUAGAUCUCGGGUUACGUUUCAACUAUCUGCGGGUGGGAAAUUUUACGUUUGUGUUCACAUCUUCCUCUAGCUAUGUGGUCUUUCGCUCUUGUAAUUCAAUGCCUUGUCUUCUAUGUGAGAAGAAGUUCGAGCAACGCCAAACUAAUGCAUUAACAAGAUUCCAAACCCAAAGCGCCAUUCAAGUCCAUAUCCAUAUAACGCUCAUGAAUCAACAAUUAUACCCUACAAUUCCGUCACCAAGCACCACCCCUCCCCUCAUCAUCGACACCCUCCUCCCAAUGAUGCCGUCCUGGCCAACGCUGAUCGAGAGGUUCUCAUUCAAAGCACACAUUUGACAGGCUUUCUCGUUCAGGGUGAAUUGCGUUAGCAGCCCACAUUCACGAACGGACUUGGUCAUAUCACCGAUUUGACUAAUUACUGCAUCAGCAACAUGACGUUUUCCCUUUUUUCCCUGGGGAAGUGGGAGCGAGAAAAACUUACUGUAUGAACACAAUCACGCGAUCAUCGAGUUCGGAAUUUGAAGCGUCUCGAGAGUCACCUCCUCCCACCAUUGAAGCCCUACCAAACAACGUCGACGGUGUUGUUGAUGUUGAUGGUGAUGUUGAUGGGCUGAUGAACGAAAAGUGGGUAGCCUCUUGGCUAUUGGGGGUGGAUGGGUUGAGAAAGAGGAGGUUGCCUAGGAGGUGACGGUCUCUGGAGGAGGAUGGGGAGGAAAAGAAGUCGACUCUGGCGCCGAUGCGAGGUGUUGAGGAUGGGGUCUCGGGGCCGCACAUGUUGCGUGGGAGUCUGAAAGGGAGUGGUUGUGGCGGUUGGCUCUUGAUGAUUUGGGUCCUGAGUGGAGAUAUGGUCGGUCGCCUUCGAGUGAUAUGGGUUGGUCUCAGCGAUCAAGUCGGGAAAUAGAUGCUGGUGGGGCUAAGUAACGGUUCAAUAUGGGCCUGUUCAAAUUGGAAUGUUGAUUUGUCUUCUAUGG
This is a messenger RNA of Neurospora crassa OR74A, 2530 nucleotides long. RefSeq lists its product as hypothetical. The record is from RefSeq and is a predicted model, not a curated record. The transcript is spliced from 2 exons. Lineage: Eukaryota; Fungi; Ascomycota; Sordariomycetes; Sordariales; Sordariaceae. The coding region runs from base 197 to 1399 and encodes 400 amino acids.